Molecule: messenger RNA, 1815 nt
Organism: Momordica charantia (bitter melon)
Lineage: Eukaryota; Viridiplantae; Streptophyta; Magnoliopsida; Cucurbitales; Cucurbitaceae
Product: phosphoinositide binding protein
Cellular component (GO): nucleus
Molecular function (GO): ubiquitin protein ligase activity
Source: RefSeq, a predicted model, not a curated record
UUUGCAAUUUGGAAUUUACAAACCCUAUCCGACCCGGGAACUGGAAGGGAAACUUCGCUCCAAUAAUUUCUAGGGCUCAUCGUCUCCAAAUUCUCUGAUUUUGUGGAACUCUGGUGUCAAUUCAGAGCAACUGAGUUGGAGAUAGGGAGAGAAAUAUGCCUCAGAGACACUCGAAGAAUAAUAACGAUCUUGCUUUCUUCACCUAUGAUGAGAAGCGGAAGCUCGGGUAUGGAACGCAGAAAGAGAGGCUGGGGAAGGACUCGAUCAAGCCGUUCGAUGUCUGCUGUCUCUGCUUGAAACCCUUCAUCGACCCCAUGUGCUGCCAGAAAGGCCACACGUUUUGUAAAGAAUGCAUUCUCGAGUGCCUUCUGGCUCAGAAGAAAGAUAUUCAGAGGAAGCUUGCUGCAUAUACUGCUCAGCAGAAGCAAGAGAAGGAAGAAGCAGAAGAGAAACUGAUGCAGCAGAAAGCUAGAGAGCUCGAUGCAUUUGAUCAGCAAAACCAUGGUGCUGUACCACAAUACAAUGAUCGGAACCACAGCCGGGAUAAGAACGGUUUCCAUGGGGCAAAUAGUGUAAAGGUAACUUCUUAUGAAGAAGAAGCACUUCGGAACAUGAAGGCAUUUUGGCUUCCUUCAGCUACACCAGAAGCUCCCGUCAAAGCAGGAGCUCCUUCUAGCAGUACAUUCUGUCCAGAAGGCAACGAGAAACUUAAGCUAAAGUCCCUUUUCCCAAUACAUUUCACAGAGGACACUAGCGAGCAGAAGAAAUCAAAAUCUUAUGAUGUUACAUAUAUAUGCCCUAGUUGUAAGGUUACUCUAACGAACACAAUGUCUCUGGUGGCCCUUAGCACAUGUGGUCAUGUGUUCUGUAAGAAGUGUGCUGAUAAGUUUAUGGCUGUGGAUAAAGUUUGUCUCGUCUGCAACAAGGGAUGUAAGGGAAGGGAUUUGGUGAACUUGGAGAAAGGAGGCACAGGGUUUGCUGCCCAUGGGGAUUCUCUUGAAGCAACGGACUUCAAGCAUUUGGGAAGCGGCUCUGGUUUGGGACUGGUGAGGCCUGCCAUGAAGACUUAGUCAUCUUGGUAGGAAAGUUAGCCACUUGUGCCCUGUUUGCCUAAGCUGCUUCACGACUGUAAUUUGCUUCCAUAAAUCCUUUAUUGCUUUUUUUUUUCCUACUUAACUGGUACGUGGUCUUGUAAAAUGGCAAUUUUACACCUUGUAUUUUCUUAAAAAGAAAUAGAAGCUGGAUUUUUUUUUAAUUACGAUUUGCCAAAAUUUUUGGUCACUGCAGCCCCUGGCAUAAUAUUGUUUUUUCUGUGAACAACGAUAUUAACGGUCUUUCGUUGGAUGUAUCUGGAUCCAUCAGUGCAUAGGAUCUGAACAUUAGGGGACCUAAAAAAAAGAAAGAAGAAGAAGAAACGAGGAAUUGUCGUCGCUGUUGCUACAGAAAGGAAAAAAAAAGUGUUUUCUGCAGGAACCCUUAUAUUGAAAAUCCAUCAAAUGAGCCUGAGAGGACUAACGAUGCAGCUGGUGAUUAUGCCAAGGCUUGCAUUGCUGUUUCUACGGAAUGUGGGUUCCUGUGAUUGAUAUUUGGACUAAGAUGCAGCAAAUUCCUGGCUGGUAAAAGGUUUGUUUGAGGUACUUCUGUUAUCUUCACGUGCUAGCUUUGAUAUUUUUACAUAAGCAAAUGGUUCAAAUGAUCUGUUGGCAUUGUUGCCGUAUUAUUUGCAAGUUUUGUUGAACUCUGAUUAUGUACAGAUUUUCCUGGAAUUUACAAGAUAUGGAAUUAUUUCAGGACAUUAAAUGUACAUUUUUGUCA